Molecule: messenger RNA, 1565 nt
Organism: Oncorhynchus keta (chum salmon)
Lineage: Eukaryota; Metazoa; Chordata; Actinopteri; Salmoniformes; Salmonidae
Product: transcription factor E2F6-like
Exons: 3
Biological process (GO): regulation of transcription by RNA polymerase II
Cellular component (GO): RNA polymerase II transcription regulator complex
Molecular function (GO): DNA-binding transcription factor activity, RNA polymerase II-specific; RNA polymerase II cis-regulatory region sequence-specific DNA binding
Source: RefSeq, a predicted model, not a curated record
AUGGCCAGUGCCACUGAACCCGAUCCAGUGCUACUGGACACACCAUUUGUCCUCCAGGAUCUGUCCCUGGCUCUGUUGACCAAGAAGUUCCUAAGGCUGUUGCGUGGCAUCCAUCAUGGUUUCAUAGACCUUAACCUCGCGGCAAAGAACCUCAUCACAAGCAAACCGAGGGUCUAUGACCUCACCAACUGCCUGGAGUGGACCAACCUUAUUCAGAAACAAUCUGCCAACAAGAUCAAGUGGUUAGGUCCGUGUCCAGUCACCAGUUUUGUGGGGCCGAAGCAGAGGUUUUAGCGGGAGCUGCAGAACCUGAAGACGGUGGAGGAAAGUCUGGAUGAGCUCAUCAAGACCUGUGCACAGCAGCUCUUUGACAUGAUGGACAGCCUAGACAACAGAGAAUAUCAUUUUAGAACAUAAACACUGUAAAAAACUGUUGGUCACUAAAUCCGUCUAGAAGGACCAUGUAAAAGUGGUCGGCUGGUAGGCCCUCGCCCGUCUGAGCGGUUGGCUGUGAAUGCCCUCGCCGUCUGAGCGGUCGGCUGUGAAUUACUUCGCACGUCGGAGCGUCGGAUGUGAAUGACCUCGCACGUCGGAGCGUCGGCUGUGAAUGCACUCACCCGUCAGAGCGGUCGGCUGUGAAUGCCCUCGCCCGUCGGAGCGGUCGGCUGUGAAUGCACUCGCACGUCGGAGCGGUCGGCUGUGAAUGCACUCGCACGUCGGAGCGGUCGGCUGUGAAUUCCCUCGCACGUCGGAACGGUCGGCUGUGAAUGCCCUCGCACGUCGGAACGGUCGGCUGUGAAUGCCCUCGCACGUCGGAACGGUCGGCUGUGAAUGCCCUCGCCCGUCGGAACGGUCGGCUGUGAAUGCCCUCGCCCGUCGGAGCGGUCGGUUGUGAAUGCCCUCGCCCGUCGGAGCGGUCGGCUGUGAAUGCCCUAGCCUGUCGGAGCGGUCGGCUGUGAAUGCCCUCCCCCAUCUGAGCAGUCGGCUAUGAAUGCCCUCCCCCAUCUGAGCAGUCGGCUAUGAAUGCCCUCACCCGUCUGAGCAGUCGGCUAUGAAUGCCCUCCCCCAUCUGAGCAGUCGGCUGUGAAUGCCCUCACCCGUCUGAGCAGUCAGCUAUGAAUGCCCUCCCCCAUCUGAGCAGUCGGCUAUGAAUGCCCUCACCCGUCUGAGCAGUCGGCUAUGAAUGCCCUCCCCCAUCUGAGCAGUCGGCUAUGAAUGCCCUCCCCCGUCUGAGCAGUCGGCUAUGAAUGCCCUCACCCGUCUGAGCAGUCGGCUGUGAAUGCCCUCCCCCAUCUGAGCAGUCGGCUGUGAAUGCCCUCACCCGUCUGAGCAGUCGGCUGUGAAUGCCCUCCCCCAUCUGAGCAGUCGGCUGUGAAUGCCCUCACCCGCUACACAGUGCAUUCGGAAAGUAUUCAGAACCCUUCCCUUUUUCCACAUUUUGUAACGUUACAGCCUUAUUCUAAAAUAGAUUUUAAAUGGUUCCUCAUCAAUCUGCACAUAAUACCAAAUAAUGACAAAGUGAAAACAUUUUCAAAUGUAUUAAAAAUAAAAACAGAUAUUCCUUA